AUGGCUUUCUUGAUGCAUAUGUUGUUGAGAAAACAAGAUGCUGGCAUUUUUAUUGGCAGUGUCCUCUGGUUGCUGCUUAGUUGUAGUUUCAGCUUUGGUGUUGAAAGUGACAUCAACUGCUUGAAAAGUAUAAAAGCAUCACUUGAGGACACUUUGGGGUACUUAAACUCUUCAUGGGAUUUCAACGACAACACUGAAGGCUUCAUCUGCAACUUUCUUGGGGUCGAGUGUUGGCACCCUCACGAGAGCAAGGUUCUGAACCUCAAGCUUUCGGAUUUGGGACUGAAGGGCUCGUUUCCUCAAGGCGUAGCAAAUUGCACAAGCCUAACAGGGUUAGAUCUUUCAAGCAACCAGCUCAAUGGACCUCUUCCUACUGAUAUCGAUAAAAUCAUUACGUUCAUUACGUCCCUUGAUCUCUCAUAUAACAGCUUCACAGGGCAAAUCCCAAUGAAGCUUUCCAAUUGCAGCUAUCUGAAUGUGCUUAAGCUUGACAACAACAAGUUCUCGGGUAUCAUUCCUCCAGAAAUUAGCCAGCUUGCUAGGAUUAAAACAUUUAGUGUGGCCAACAAUCAGCUGUCUGGCCCAGUCCCAAACUUUAAUAAUACAUCAAUUGGACCUGAAAGCUAUGCAAACAACACCGGACUCUGUGGAGGCCCUUUGAAGCAUUGCCCGCCGGUUUAA
Messenger RNA from Prunus armeniaca (apricot), 681 nucleotides. The record is from the annotation of a GenBank genome assembly. NCBI's taxonomy places the organism in Eukaryota, Viridiplantae, Streptophyta, Magnoliopsida, Rosales, Rosaceae.